Messenger RNA from Penicillium subrubescens, 363 nucleotides. RefSeq lists its product as uncharacterized. The coding region runs from base 1 to 363 and encodes 120 amino acids. NCBI's taxonomy places the organism in Eukaryota, Fungi, Ascomycota, Eurotiomycetes, Eurotiales, Aspergillaceae. The record is from RefSeq and is a predicted model, not a curated record. The transcript is spliced from 2 exons.
AUGGGUCCCAUGGUCACGACGGUUUUCUGGAAGACACACAACCAAAAGAACCAGAAAACCAUAGAACGGGAGAGGCUGGCUUCCAGUAUGCGAACCGGCUACAUCUCGCCGGAUGCGGUAGGUCUGAGCGGUCUCCCAUGGGUCAACGAUUCGAUGGGGGCUUGUGUGCCUCUGCCUCAAUGGCGUGCCGUGGGUCUACGGGUGUUGGCUGGGCAUGCGAUGGGAUGCGCCGUUGGAGGUUUGGAGUUGGACCUUGGGUCUGGAGAGUUGGGACUAGGAACGAGGGACGAGAAAGUUGAAAGUUGUAAAGAGCUUAGUGCUACGGUUUGGAAGUAUGAAACCUAUGCUUGUAAUUGGUUGUGA